AAUCUGUUCAUCUGAAUGCACAUAAGAAUCUAGAUCAGCACGAUGGGCGUCCCCCAGGGCCCCCUUCCUUCCAACCAGCCUUCCACCUUCGGAAACCUUCACCUCAUCUGUGGAGAUGGAGAGACUCCAGCUGACCUUGGAACGCUUGUCUCUGCGGCUGAUUUGCAGGCUGCUUUGGACCGCAUAAAAAUCCGCUCUAAGGAAUUGAAAGAGCAAGUUUACUUGACGCUGACAAACCAUCACAAGGACUUGCUGCGGCUGGCGAGCACAGCCGAGCGGAGUAGUAAUCAUGUUGACGACAUCGGGCGGGACUUUGCCUCUGCUCUUACAGUGCUUGGAAGUGAGGAUAAUGAGGAUGGUUUGGGCGCUGACAUAAUCGCCUCUGCCGCCGAACACCGCGAGCUUCAAAUUGAGAUUGCAGCAAAACAACGAGCUCUAGAGGCAGUCUCGCUCGUCGCCUCUCUAAAUCAAGGCCUGCAGUCACUUGACAAGCAGAUCAGGCAGGGGCAUCUCCCUCAGGCAGCCAAGUGGAUUCUCUCCCUAGAGCAGCGCAUCACUGGCUUGCCUGACAAGCAGUCCCAGGGUCCCCUCGUUUUCGGUCUCCUUAGGGAAGAAGUAGCGGCUAGGAGGAGUCGGGUGGAAGCAGACUUGGACGAAGAGUUCGAGGGGGCGGUUGUUGUGGAUUUGGGCCGAGGGGAAGUGCGCGCAGAGAAUGUGCCUGACGGAGGGGGCAAAAAGGGGUUGGAAACUUCGUGGGAGGCGCUCGACACCCUAGACUUGCUAGAUAGAAAGCUAGAGAAGCUGGCGGCACAACUUUCAGAGGGGCCAGUGGCCUUAAGCUUGAAGAAGGUUGAUCUUCAAGUCUUGACCACGGAUGAAGAAGAGGAGUUUGCAAAGCUGCGGUUUGCAGGUGUCAGCAGCGAGGGCGGUCCAGCAACGCUUGUGGAAACAUACUCGUCAUUGGUCACGGUCGUCCAGUUCAUCCACCGGCACGUCAUGCAUGGGGAUCGAAGCAAGACCCUCCGAUUGGGACAGAUUCUGUGGCCGAAAAUCGCCAAGACGCUAAUCAACGGCCCGCUGACGUCAGCGGUCCCAAGCGAGGCCAGCAGACUGCCGGAGUUUGAGCCGCUUGCCAAGGCCUCAGCGGAGUUUGAGAAGGCUCUGGAAGCGGAAGGGCUCAUUUCGAAACUAGAGAAGGGGCACGAGCUCAGCGCGUUCGCCGCCGACAUCGAUGUGCACUUUGCUACAAAGAAGAGGACGAGCCUGCUGGCCAGGGCGCGGGGUUUGGUCACACUGCCAGACUUGUGCUUGAAUACCGUCACAGUCGGUUCAGGGAUCGACAGAAAGCCUCCAGGGAUCGAACCUCUUCCGGAAGUUGCUGACAAAACCGAGCCCAGGGGCAAAAAGGCGAGACCGUUGGGACGGAAAGGGGGGGUCGGAACUCUGGUGAAAGAGGGGGGGCAUGCUGAUGCCAGUCGAGGAGAGCCGUCAGGUGACAUGCCAGGGACUUCUGGAAGGCAAGGGGGAGGUGGGGAGGAAGCAGACGAGCAGGGGCCGUUCUUUUACCUGCCGACUUGUCAGGUCUCCACCGCAGUCCAGCAGCUCGCCGAGCUCGCGCACGAGGCCCUUCGGGAGGCCACGCAAUCCUCCGCCCGAACCGCUCUGCAACUGCACCGCACUGCUCGAGACGUCCUCCAGUUGUAUCGGGCAAUCGUUCCCGUGCAACGACAGCAUCAGCUGGAAAGCGUUCCGCAACUGGCCAUGGUGUUCCACAAUGACUGCCUGUACAUAGCGCACCAUGCACUGAUGCUCGGAAUCCAGUACAAGAACGCCCUGCCCCCCUCCCUGCGGGAUCUAUCCACCCUCGCGGACCUCGCCCCCGCCUUCGAGCAACUCGCUGACGUCACCCGGUCCGGCCAAGUACGUCAGCAGCGGGACGAGCUGAUGCGGGCGCUGGACGAGGGCAAGGGCUUCCGGUUCACGGACGAGGAGGUCAACUUCAAGGGGGCCGAGCGAGCAAUCAAGAAGGUGCUGCAUGUUCUGGGACACUUGGCGACCAUCUGGCGCCCCGUCCUCAGCCGCGGCAUCUUCCACGACAUGAUGACGUCACUGGCGGAGGCGUGCGUGGCACGUGUCGCCUCGGAGGUGCUCCAGCUGGACGAUAUCGCCGUCGAGGAGACCACCCAGUUGCGCCACCUCCUUCGGACGCUCCUGGAGGGCCUUCCGGACGUCCUCACGAGUCCGCCUGCUGGUUCCGGAGCGGAAACGAUUGGAAGAGCGGAAACGGCGUCACGGCUUGUGCCAACGGGGCCAAAGCUGCUGCGGCUGAUCGAUUUCCUGGACAUGUCGUUGCGGGACAUCAACGCAGCGUGGGAGUCCGGCAACUUGCCGGCGUGCGGCUUUCGUGCACCGGAGGUGCAACGUCUGAUACGAGCCAUCUUCUCAGACACGCCGCUGCAAAGAGAAGUUCUUGCCCGAAUGGAUGCAAGCAAACAAUCUGACCACUAACGCUCGCUGAUGUACAGUCGUCUUUGGUGACUCGCAUGUUUUGAGUACAAGGUACGGAUAUCAAUCUUUGGUUCCUCUAGUAUCAGCUUGCGAAACUUGUUAUUUCCGUUCGACAGGAAGAGGAAACAUGCAUGCAUUAUUAUGUUGUGAUGCCACGUCACGGUGUGGCUCAGUUCUUGCGACCACCACUCGUCGCGUUGGCAACAGACAGGAAAGUCCAAUCAUGCAGCGUAUGCUCAUGACCGACUAUAAGCCCCGAUCUCGAUUGACUGGCAUAGGAGUCCUACAUAGGUCUGUCCUUCGAUUCUGACCUGAUCCGCCGACUUUUCGUUUAACUCUGCGCAUUGACUGCUUCUUAGAAUAAUGAGUCUGGC
This is a messenger RNA of Klebsormidium nitens, 2882 nucleotides long. The record is from the annotation of a GenBank genome assembly. NCBI's taxonomy places the organism in Eukaryota, Viridiplantae, Streptophyta, Klebsormidiophyceae, Klebsormidiales, Klebsormidiaceae.